Messenger RNA from Solanum dulcamara, 438 nucleotides. RefSeq lists its product as uncharacterized. The record is from RefSeq and is a predicted model, not a curated record. The transcript has a single exon. Lineage: Eukaryota; Viridiplantae; Streptophyta; Magnoliopsida; Solanales; Solanaceae. The coding region runs from base 1 to 438 and encodes 145 amino acids.
AUGGAGGGUAAUCCAAUGUGGUGUUUCCAUCAGAAAAUGAAGAGGUUGGCAGCCACUCUUAGUACUUGGUCCAGAUUGCAAUUUGGUGAUAUAUAUGCCAAAGUUAAAGAAUAUGAAGACAAGACUAGACAUGCAGAGGAAGAGCUAAUCUCUAGUAAUUCUAAAGAGAACAGAACAAAGCUCCAUGCGAUCAAUGCAGAGUAUAUAAAAUACCUGAAACUGGAGGAAUCCAUGCUAAAGCAAAAAACUCAGUUGCAUUGGUUCAAAGAGGGUGAUGUGAAUUCCAAGUAUUUUUAUGCCUUGAUAAGAGGAAGGAGGAGGAAAUUAUACAUCCAUAAGAUCCAGAAUAAGGAUGAUAAUUGGGUACAAGGUGAAGAAACCAUAGCCAAAGCUGCAUGUGAACACUUCCAAGCCAUUUUCACUGGUGAGGAGACAUAA